CUGGAAUUAUCUCUCUUCUGGAUGAAGAAGAGCCACAGCUCAAGGAGUUUGCUCUUCAUAAGUUGAAUGCUGUUGUCAAUGACUUCUGGGCGGAAAUAUCUGAGUCAGUGGACAAAAUUGAAGUUCUCUAUGAAGAUGAGGGCUUUCGGAGCCGGCAGUUUGCUGCUCUAGUUGCUUCUAAAGUUUUUUACCACCUGGGAGCUUUUGAGGAAUCACUGAACUAUGCCCUGGGAGCAGGUGACCUCUUCAAUGUCAAUGACAACUCGGAAUAUGUGGAGACGAUCAUUGCAAAAUGUAUCGACCACUAUACCAAGCAGUGUGUGGAGAAUGCGGAGCUGCCGGAAGGGGAGAAGAAACCUGUCGAUGAAAGGCUAGAAGGCAUAGUGAACAAAAUGUUCCAGCGGUGCUUGGAUGACCACAAGUACAAGCAGGCCAUUGGCAUUGCUCUAGAGACACGCAGGCUGGACAUCUUUGAGAAAACCAUCCUUGAAUCGAACGAUGUGCCUGGGAUGCUAGCCUACAGCUUGAAGCUCUGUAUGUCUUUGAUGCAGAAUAAACAGUUCCGUAAUAAAGUCUUGAGAGUUCUAGUUAAAAUCUACAUGAAUCUGGAGAAACCAGACUUCAUCAAUGUGUGCCAGUGCCUGAUAUUUCUGGAUGACCCACAGGCUGUGAGCGACAUCUUGGAAAAACUGGUGAAGGAAGAUAACCUUCUCAUGGCCUACCAAAUUUGCUUUGAUCUGUACGAAAGUGCUAGCCAGCAGUUUUUGUCUUCUGUGAUCCAGAAUCUCCGCACGGUUGGCACUCCCAUUGCCUCCGUGCCUGGAUCCACCAACACCGGCACCGUCCCUGGAUUGGAGAAAGACAGUGAUGCAAUGGAAGCAGAAGAGAAACCAGGAAGCACUUGUGCGGGGAAGUCUGCAGAAAUUAACCCAGAGCCUAAGGACCAGAUCUCAAAAAUGAUUAAAAUUUUAAGUGGGGAAAUGGCCAUUGAGUUACAUUUGCAGUUUUUAAUACGAAACAACAAUACAGACCUCAUGAUCCUCAAAAACACAAAGGAUGCAGUGCGGAAUUCCGUGUGUCAUACAGCAACGGUUAUAGCAAACUCCUUUAUGCAUUGUGGUACAACCAGUGACCAGUUCCUCAGAGACAAUUUGGAGUGGCUGGCCAGGGCCACUAACUGGGCUAAGUUUACUGCUACUGCCAGCUUGGGUGUUAUACACAAGGGUCAUGAGAAAGAAGCAUUACAGCUAAUGGCAACAUACCUACCCAAGGACACCUCCCCAGGGUCAGCCUACCAGGAAGGUGGAGGUCUCUAUGCCUUGGGUCUCAUUCAUGCUAACCAUGGUGGGGACAUCAUUGACUAUUUGCUGAACCAGCUGAAGAAUGCCAGUAAUGAUAUUGUCCGACAUGGUGGCAGCCUGGGUUUGGGUCUGGCUGCCAUGGGGACAGCACGUCAAGAUGUGUACGAUUUGCUGAAAACAAAUCUGUACCAGGAUGAUGCAGUGACAGGUGAGGCAGCUGGCCUGGCAUUGGGAUUGGUUAUGUUGGGAUCUAAAAAUGCUCAGGCUAUUGAGGACAUGGUUGGCUACGCACAGGAAACCCAGCAUGAAAAGAUUUUGCGAGGCCUUGCGGUUGGAAUUGCUCUGGUCAUGUACGGGAGGAUGGAGGAGGCAGAUGCUCUCAUUGAGAGUCUCUGCAGAGAUAAGGAUCCAAUUCUCCGUCGUUCUGGCAUGUACACUGUUGCUAUGGCAUACUGUGGCUCAGGGAACAACAAGGCUAUCAGACGCCUACUGCAUGUGGCUGUGAGUGAUGUGAAUGAUGACGUGAGGCGGGCAGCUGUUGAAUCACUUGGUUUCAUUCUGUUCAGGACUCCUGAGCAGUGUCCAAGCGUGGUUUCUUUGUUGUCAGAGAGCUACAAUCCCCAUGUGCGUUAUGGGGCUGCCAUGGCUUUGGGUAUCUGCUGUGCGGGCACUGGAAACAAGGAAGCAAUUAAUUUGCUUGAGCCAAUGACAAAUGAUCCUGUGAACUAUGUACGUCAAGGAGCUCUGAUUGCAUCUGCUCUUAUCAUGAUCCAGCAGACUGAGAUUACCUGCCCAAAG
Molecule: messenger RNA, 2099 nt
Organism: Fulmarus glacialis (Northern fulmar)
Lineage: Eukaryota; Metazoa; Chordata; Aves; Procellariiformes; Procellariidae
Gene: PSMD1
Product: proteasome (prosome, macropain) 26S subunit, non-ATPase, 1
Exons: 17
Biological process (GO): proteasome-mediated ubiquitin-dependent protein catabolic process; regulation of protein catabolic process
Cellular component (GO): proteasome complex; nucleus; proteasome storage granule
Molecular function (GO): enzyme regulator activity
Source: RefSeq, a predicted model, not a curated record